Molecule: messenger RNA, 1562 nt
Organism: Gastrolobium bilobum
Lineage: Eukaryota; Viridiplantae; Streptophyta; Magnoliopsida; Fabales; Fabaceae
Product: protein LNK3-like
Exons: 7
Coding region: 216-1139 (307 amino acids)
Biological process (GO): regulation of DNA-templated transcription; circadian rhythm
Source: RefSeq, a predicted model, not a curated record
AAUAUGUACACUUGACUACCCAAAACCACACCCUCCUCUGUAUUUCAGCUGCCACUACUGAAAAAUACUGUGAACCAAACUAGCCUCUUGUCAAGUUGUGUUGAUUGCUGACUCUAUUCUCCUUCUGGGUUGAUUUCAUUUCUUCAAUCAGAACCUGGGUUCUCUCUCUCUUUCUCUAUCUUUUCUUCUGAUAAACCUCUGAAAGGUUAUUUGUCAUGGAUUGGUACUACGGUUGUGGUUCUAAUGAUUUUCUUGUACCAAAAGAUCAAGAUUUAUUGGAUAGGCAUCCUUCACCAGACAGUUGGUCAAAAUGGGAAAUGAGUGCUUCUGAAGGCUAUAAUUCACCCACAAAGUUUUUGAUCAUGGAUACAAAUGCAACAGAGGUAGGAUUCAAUUUCACUGAUGAAAGUGUCAAUAAUGAAAUUGAGUUUGAACCUUCUGGGUAUGAUAAAGAUCAGUCUAGCAGCUCAAGUGUAUCUGGAGCUGAGCAAUCUUUUCAACAAACAGCGUUUUCAUGUGAUCAACCUAACUACCAGCUUCAAGACCUAUCAAGUUUCGAACAGAUGGAUGACAUUUUCUUGGAUUCGGUACUAGAAGAUUUUCCCUCUGUUGAAGACGUACACAAAUCCUUCUACUUUUAUCCUGAAAACCGUGGCAGCAAUUCACCUGGUGGUUUGCAGAAAGAUAUAGCAGCUUCAAAGUUUGUUCUAUGCCACUCAAGCUCUGAGGAUUGCAUGGAUGUAGAGACAGUAAAAGUCUUGGACCCUUUUGAGCAGUAUAGCGGAGAUGAGGCUAUGCAUGAGCAGUCAUCUGUUGAGAAAUCUACACUGCAGGAUCUUGAGAUGGUAACUGCACAGUUCACUGAGAAGACUCGCAUUUGUUUCCGUGACGCCCUGUACCGUCUUGCCAGAAAUACAAAACUACGGCAUCAUGUUGUGGAGGAUCUGGAUGGAGAUCUUAACAUGCAACAGUCAAUGCUACAGGCAGUUCACAAUGAAACCUUGAGGUCUGAGGACAAGAAACCAAUGGAAUCAGAGACCAACAUUGUUGACAGAGCUGUUGCAAAUCUCAUGUUCAACAAGAUGGAGAUUAACAUGCUAGAUCUUCCUCUUACAACCCUAUUAAACUUCAACCAAUAAGUUAAAGGAAGCAAAGGUCUUCAAGGAAAAGGCUCAAAAGCCUUGAAUGUGGCACAAAAUUUUCAUUAUCCUUGCCCCCAAGAGUUAGCAGGAGAUGCACUAAGGGACCAACAAAGAGCCACAAAAUCAGAUAUUGCAUAUGCAGAUCCUAUUAAGAUGCCUUGUCUCGAAUUCAUGAAGAAGGGUCAGUAAAUGUGUUGUUAACCGAGCCAACUUUUGAUGUUUUUUGUGUUGGGCUCAACUUCAUUACAAUUUUUCUGUGCAUUCAACCAUUGGGAUGACACCUCAUCAAGCCGUUUAUGGAAAACCACCUAUGCUGAUUCCUCAUUACCCGAGGCGUUUGUUGAAGGUGGUGGAGGCAGUGGACUCUCUAUUACAGCAACGUAAUGAAGUGUUAUGAUAAUAAGCCGAUACAAGAACCCC